UCCUAUAUACCCAAGUGGUUAAGCCAUAUACAUGUGCGCAAUACAACAUAUUGAGCGUUGAAAGUCAAACGGAAAACAUUGUGAGGCUGUUGUAUACAAUAACAUUCUUACUCUAAGCAAACAAAUGACUUCAUAACAUUAACAAGCCAUAGAAUACCUCAUCGUUGCUAGACAAUGAACUAAAGUAAUGUAUUGUGUGCAUAACUUCGUGAUUAUUGUGGCCUCUUAUUAUACCAACUGCCGGUAUUUAUGAUCAAAGAUGGUUAAUGGCGUUUGGAAAAUGUUACAAAAACGACGACGCGUUGUUAUCGCCGCUGCUGGAGUCAUUCUGGUUGUUUCGCUAACGUUAUUCACCACUGGGAUUGUUUUCAUACUACACAAGCGAUGUGAGAAAAGCGGAGAAAGCUCAACAAGUACCCUUGACCUCUGCGGACGCUCUGACGAGGGUGAGAGAUCAGGAUUGAUAGAUCUAUUCGCAAAUGCAAGACGAACCUACAGUAAAGUUAGCCCUUUCUCCACGCUGAGUGUGUCCCGUCUCACGCCACGAGAAGAAUUCCUUAAACCUAGCAGCAUUAAGAAUUGUACAGACUCCGCAAGGAGCUUGUAUAAACAGUUUAAAUCAUUACAAAUCAACACACAUAAGCUAACACCACGGGAACUAAAGAGCAUUGCAGAACUUGAGCACUUUCUUAACCACAACUUUGCCCAGCCUGGCAGCGAUUACUACAGCGGUUUAUGGCUACUGGGGCCUGAUAUUAUGUGUACGGACUACAUGUGCCGACAUUUUUCUGGCCAAGUCUUGAGCACAGGCGCCAUGCACUUUAGACCAAAAACCGUUGAGGAUAUUUUGGAAGUUCGUAACGCGCUCGCAUUUUACAACCGUACAAUACGUCAGUAUAUAGAAAAUAUUCGAUAUGGGGCAAGGAGUGGAAUGGUUCGAUCAGUUGAAGCUUGCUUAGCAGGUCUGGACGCCAUUAAGGAAAGAUUUAUUAAUAUCGCACAUCGCAACGCGACUGGCAUUCUACAAGAAUGGUUUGUUCAUUUGAUGUUGAUUCCAGCCUAUUACGAAGACCUUCACGAAGAAACGAAAGAAAAAUGGUUUAAAACGUACGGGAAAAACGUCAAUGAAUCGAUAAAAGACUUUCUUGUAGAGUUGAUUGGGAAACCAUUGGAAGAAAUGUUAAGGUUUUUGGAGCACGAAAACAUAUUGAACUGUGUUCCAUCAAGUGUAUCGAGUGGCUUGGCUAACUUGCCACUUUCGUAUAUCUAUUUUAAUGGAUCAAAGACCGAGACUCCGACUCAUCCGUAUCUUCCCUCGGGAGAAAAACUUGACGGAAGAAAGGCGUAUGAAAAUCUUUUGGCAUCGUAUACCACGACAAACUUGACAGCAGACGAAGUGCAUGCUCUUGGUUGGAAGCAUGUUAAUAUAUUGUAUUCUCAAAUUCUUGAGCUGGCAAAGAACGUUACGGGUCAUACGAACGAAAGCUACGUUAUAGAAGAUUUCAAAUCUCUACUAACAAACAGAAGUCAGUACUACAAUGAACAAAGCUUUCCAAAAAAUGAAUCAUUCGAGACAGCCAGGAAGAACUGCAGAAAUGCGGAUAGUGCGAGGAGGUUUUGUCCAAAGCGAUGGGAAGCACUACAACUCUGGUUUGACGAGGAAGCAAGGUUGCUAAGCCAACUGGAUCCAAAGACGUGCAAUCUUUUUCACUUCACUGGUUUGAAGCGCACGACUCCAAACUGUCCAAUACAAUUAGUCCCAAAUUUCAAUCCCUCGAUUGCCGCAGCCAGUUAUUUCUACAGCUCAGGAUGCACAGGACCUGCGUUCAUAAAACUGCCAUUUUUCAACGACGACUACGGUCCUCGCUAUUUGGGAAUGACAAUUAAUGCUCAUGAGGGUAGACCUGGACACCACACGCAGCGCCAAGGAUAUUUUGAAAACUUUCAAAACAGUUGCCCGGUGAACGAGAUGGGAUGGCUGGAUAAAAUUAUGUUGUCAAAGUACGGCGCAUUCACGGAAGGAUGGGGUCUAUACGCAGAAUAUCCGUUAGUUGCUGAAUAUACUGACGCCUACACAAACCAACCGUUAAGUCGAUAUGGGAUGCUGAAGGGGCAAAUAUUGCGAGCACUACGUUUGGUUGUCGAUGCCGGAUUUCAUUAUAAAAAAAUGAAACGAGACGAAGCAUUGGACUUAUUUCGUAAAUAUAUGUGGGACACAAGUGACGUCAUGGAGAAAGAGGUUACCCGCUACCAAAGCGUUCCAGGUCAAGCUUCGUCGUACAAGAUUGGUCAGCUGACAAUCCUAGAUCUUCAAAAAUACAUGCGCGAUGAACUGGCGGAGAAAUUCAGCAUACGGGACUUCCAUUACGAGUUAUUACGUCACGGCUCAGUUCCGUUGCACUACAUCAAGGGACAAGUUGAAAAAUACGUCAAUUGUCAGAAAAACAACGAAGAUUGUCAGUAUUCAAAGACCACACUAUCAAAACUGGUGCAGAAAAGUCAUGACUCUAGUAGAUCAGAAUUUGAUAUGAACCAAAUGUUCAACGUAGAAAGAUAUUAUUAGUAUAUAUUAUGUUAGGAACACAUAUACACAUUAUAUAUUGAAAGAGAAGCAAAUAUAUUCAGCCUUUAAGCCGAUUGUUGAUGCAUUGAGAUCUGGUUAACCAAAUGAAACCACUUCAGACACAGAAUAUUAAUUGUUUUCCUGCGGGGAUGCCAAGUUUAAGACCUACUUCAAGACUAGACAAAUACGCCUCUUGACGUGACGGGAGAAAAAUGAGCUCUUUCGUCGAAAAAAAAUGGAGGCGAGAACGUGACUACUCCAUAUGAACUGAAUUAAAGAUAAUUUUCCCAGGCUAUACGCAUUAUCUGUGCGUCAUAGCGCUUGUAAAACAUACCAAAAUAGGGUAUCGAUGUUUGAGAGAAGUCGGUGCUGCACUAUAUGCAGUGCAUGGUAAGGUUCCUACUUGAGGCGGUUGAAGGACUUCGUCAGUUGUUCAUUGAUUAUAAUUUAUAGUGUUUUAAUUCUUAAAUGUUUUCACUCAUUUUUAUUUAAUUAAAUGUAAGGUAUAAAUAAUGGAUAGUCUACCGCGAUGAUGGAACUCAAGCAGAUUAAAAACCGCGUCUGUAAAGUUGAAAAAUAACAA
Molecule: messenger RNA, 3146 nt
Organism: Dendronephthya gigantea
Lineage: Eukaryota; Metazoa; Cnidaria; Anthozoa; Malacalcyonacea; Nephtheidae
Exons: 8
Coding region: 260-2563 (767 amino acids)
Source: RefSeq, a predicted model, not a curated record